GAGGCAGGCGGACCAAUGGGAAGAGCCGCCGGCGGAUUUGAACGAGGCUCGGAGGGAGGGCGGCCCACGCUCAGUGCUAACUACCUGAAGGGGCUCUAAUCAUGGCAUCAGUCCCGCCCCCUGAAGAGGGCAGCGUGACAGUGGUGGUGCGGGUACGGCCACAGAACCAACGGGAGCAGGAAGGGAACCAGCACAGCACAGUGCGGGUGGUUGAUGACAGAAUGCUAGUGUUUGACCCCGAGGAGCCCUGCCUCCUGGGGGUCUUCAUGGGAUUCCGGGGACACGAUGCCCCCAAACGUAAGGGCAAGGACCUCAAGUUCAUGUUUGAUCGAGUAUUUAGCGAGCAUGCUACGCAGGAGGAGGUGUUCCAGCACACAACGAAGGAGAUCCUUGAUGGAGUGCUGAACGGGUACAACUGCUCUGUGUUUGCCUAUGGUGCAACAGGGGCAGGGAAAACCUACACUAUGUUGGGAUCUGAGAAGAGCCCCGGUAUUAUGUACCUCACCAUGGUGGAGCUGUAUAAGAGGAUUGAAGCCAGGAAGGAUGAGAAGAACUGUGAGGUGCUCAUUUCCUAUCAGGAGGUGUACAAUGAGCAGAUUCAUGACCUACUGGAACCAAAGGGACCUCUGGCAAUCCGGGAGGACCCAGAGAAAGGGGUAGUGGUGCAGGGUCUCUCCUUCCACCAGCCGAAGUCAGCUAAGCAGCUUCUGGAAAUGUUGGCUAAUGGAAACAAAAACCGCACGCAGCACCCCACAGAUGUCAAUGCCACUUCUUCACGCUCACAUGCUGUCUUCCAGAUCUAUGUGAAGCAGCAGGACCGUGUUGUUGGCAUCGCUCAGGAUCUGCAGGUAGCAAAAAUGAGCCUGAUUGACCUGGCUGGCUCAGAGCGAGCUUCAGCUGCUAACACCAAGGGUGAGCGGCUCCGGGAGGGCGCCAACAUCAAUCGCUCACUGCUGGCCCUGAUCAACGUCAUCAAUGCCCUGGCAGAUACAAAGAGCAAAAAGCCCCACAUCCCGUAUAGAGACAGUAAACUCACCCGCCUGCUGAAGGAUUCUAUUGGGGGCAACUGUCGGACUAUCAUGAUUGCUGCCAUCACCCCAUCUACACUGGCCUAUGAGGACACCUACAACACACUCAAGUAUGCCAGUCGAGCCAAGGAGAUCAAAAUGUCGUUGAAGAGUAACAUUCUCAGCCUGGACUGCCACUUCAGUAAUUAUGCAGUUAUCUGUGAGCAGCUGAAAGCAGAGGUAAUGUGCCUUACAGGAGGUCUGAUGGGUGGUUUUGUUUUAGUCAUUGCCAGACGCCAGCACUGCUCUGGGACGGUGGCAGCUCUGAGAGCAAAGCUCCAAACUUACGAGAGAGAUGCACAAGUUGCAGACCAACAGGUGCCAGCUUCUCUGGCACACUGUAGCCCGCACCAAGCCGAACUGCUCAGGUCAGAUGAGGCAGCCCAGGAGGUAUGCUCAAAUGAUGAAGCCCUUUGUAAGGGGGCUCAGGGAAUGAUGACACAGCAACAGGAACUGAACAUAAAACCAUCUUUUCAGCAGCAGGAGCUGGGAACAGCAGAAGAGGCUUCAGAGAAGAAACCUUGCAGCUGCAUGGAGUUCCAAAGCACAGAUACCCAGCAGAAAACCCAAGGAGAAAACCCUCUCUUACAGGGGCUCACCAGCACCCAGACAGAAAGGCUGGUAACCACUAUAUUGCAUGUUGCCCAAAAGCAGUUCUCUCUGCUGAAGGCUGCCAAUCUCCUAACCCCUGACAUGAUCUCUGAGUUUGAAGAACUGGAACACCUGGUGCAUGGGAAGACCAGUAGACAUCAAGAGCAAGUUAGGACUCUAGACAGAUCCAAUGAGACCAGCCAAGCCCAAGAAACAGGACAACACUCAGACAAUGUAGUGCCCUCAGGACAAGAUGUGUCUGUCACAGAACAUUCCACCCCAAUGACAAGGUCUGCUGCACGGCGGUUGCAGGAGCUGAUGCUGCUUCCCAAUCCCUCACUCAAGACUUUCAACAUGCCAACGAAGAAGAGGAGGAGGUCAGAAAUGAGCAGCCCCUCCAAGUCAGGAACACCUCCCACCCUGAAAAGGCAGGCGAAACGCCAACGGAAAUCAUCCCUUUCUGGCCUGAACAGCAGCUCCAUAGAGCAAGUGGCUUUUCCUACAGAAAUGCACAGCCAUAGCACCCCUCUUCCAAAGGAAGUCAAGCCAUCUCUUUUCCCUGAUUAUCACAUCCCCAAAUGCUGCCCAUCAACGGUCAUCAAAAGUCGGGUGCCCUUGGCAGUAUCUACUACCCAGAACUGCUGCAGUCCAUCGGCAGUAACCAUCAGAGACCUGAACAUGACCUUUGACCUUUCCGAGGACAGCUGUUCAUCAGGCUUGACUAAACCAAUAAAGUUCAGUGCACCACAGUUCCCUGGCUGGGAGAAUGUCCAGUGCCUCAUGAACAAGCCAGAUGUCCCUUUAAUGCCCAGGCCUUCUGUACCAGUGUUCAUCAUGAAGGGUUCCUCUAUCCCCCGUGGGAGCAUCACAAAGCCAUCCUCAUCAGUCUCUAAGGUGUCUGGACAGAAGAGAAGGCAUUCUGUGAGCACUGCCUCUCGCUCCUUGGGUGGCCUGCAAAGCCAAAGCCGAAUCGCCCGACUCCAGAGCAACACCAGGAAGUCCUUGCAGACCCCAAGUGUCCCAGAACAUCCCUCCUGCAGCUUUGCCUGGAGAGGCAGCAAGACGAGCAAAAAAGAGCUGAUACCAGUGAGUGGAAAUGUGCUGGCAGGUCCCAGGCCAUGAAGCUCCUCUACUAAAGCAUCCUCAGACCAGCGCUGUCAAGUCAAGAGCCAGAUAAGGCCAUGGACUGAACAUUGAGCAAGUUGUACCCACCAGAAUUGAAGCAUGGAUCUCCCCUCAUUUACAGCCUUGAAUUAGUGCCUCACCUCCCAGUAACAGUUCUCUGAGCAAGUGGCCUGUCCCUCCCCUUAUCCUCUGUCCUGCAUUUGGUCUGCACCUGGAUUGGUUACCAAACUUUGCUUUCCUGUUGCUUACAUUUGUUGAUUAUCAGUGGUGCAGUCCCAUAUGGCUAAACGCAGUGUUGUUCCAGCUCACCUGGAAAUGUAAGAUGAAACUAGAGCCUUUUCCGCAGGAGGGAAGCAGUCCCCUCCUUACCUCAACUGAAGGAGGGAAGAAUUGGGUGGGGCAUCUGCCAGCAGUUUCUUCCACAACCCAAAUCGCACCAGCUAGCCAGAAGGAGCAAUGCACACUUCUGUCCCCUACAAAUGUUUGCAGGACAGGCUCUCUGAAAGGUAAGUUUCAAGUGUCCUGCCCAGGCUGCUUUCUAUGGUGCAGACUGCUCUUCUGUACCGCUUGUGUUGUGGAGUCUCUGAAGGGCAAGAUUCACAUCUCGGUGACUUCACUGGAAGAGCUCUAGAUUUAUGGCAUGUCCAGCCUAGUUGUACUGAUGGAAACACAGUUUCUGUCAGCUUCCUAAGCAGUGGUUAGAAACCAGUUAGAAACUGGAAAGCACGUCCAGGGCCAUAGAGUCUAGUCCCCUGUUAUUGCAGGCAACCACAUCAUAUAAUCCCUUUCAUAUAAUUCUUCCCUAAUCAAACAUUUUUUUUUUUUAUACCAGAUGGAUUAUUGCUAUUCUGUCUUAGUCCCUGUGUAAUCUCCUCUGUGGUGUUGAGUGAUAACAGAUGGGCAAUGCCUAUUUUUAUUAAAACUCUUAGUCUAACAAA
This is a messenger RNA of Alligator mississippiensis (American alligator), 3721 nucleotides long. RefSeq names its product kinesin family member 18B (gene KIF18B). Gene Ontology annotation, molecular function: ATP binding; microtubule motor activity; microtubule binding. NCBI's taxonomy places the organism in Eukaryota, Metazoa, Chordata, Crocodylia, Alligatoridae. Gene Ontology annotation, biological process: microtubule-based movement. The coding region runs from base 102 to 2780 and encodes 892 amino acids. The record is from RefSeq and is a predicted model, not a curated record. The transcript is spliced from 16 exons.